AUGCGCCUCAUCAACACAUCCACUCUUCAGCUAGAGGACUUCCUGGGCGACGAAGUUCCGAGUUAUGCUAUACUAUCACAUACUUGGACAAAGGAGGAGGUUACGCUACAAGAGUGGCAAAAGUCAAAGUGGGCAACGAGGUCGAAAGCGGGCUAUAAGAAAGUGAGAGCUGCUUGUGCUGUCGCCAAAGCGCAAAAUCAUAAGUGGCUGUGGGCCGAUGCAGUGUGUAUUGAUAAGACGAGCUCGGCAGACUUGUCUGAGGCCAUCAACUCUAUGUAUGCAUGGUAUCGCGAAUCAGCAGAGUGUUUUGCGUAUCUGGUCGAUGUCGAUACCCGAGUGCGGGUCGGCAACCAAGUGCAGGCAGAUGUCACCAAAUCACGUUGGUUCACUCGAGGAUGGACGGUACAGGAACUACUGGCGCCAUCUCAUUUGACGUUCUAUGAUAAACAAUGGAAGCGACUCGGCACCAAGGAGCACUAUUCCGAGGCUAUUGAGGCUAAAACAGGCAUCGACUCGGAAUUCAUGGUUCUCUAUGACGAUGAACGGCACGGAAUUCCAGUUUUCCAGAGAAUGACAUGGUUCGCCGGGCGAAAAACCACUCGAAUAGAAGAUGUGGCCUACUGCAUGCUCGGCGUUUUUGAUAUAAACAUGCCGCUUCUUUACGGCGAGGGCAGGAAAGCUUUUAUGCGGUUGCAGCAUGAGAUAUUGCGCAAACAAAACGAUCAUACCAUCUUUGCCUGGGUAAACUCUCGACCUUUUCUUACUCGAAGGGUUUUAGCAACCUCCUCAGAAGCUUUUGCUGACUUCAGGGAUCUGAUGGUCGCAAACCUCCAAAACUUCUGGUCGAGGAAGGCUCCAUAUCACAUGACCAAUAUUGGAAUUUCCAUACGUCUACCUCUGCUUCGAACAGCCAGGGACCUAAUUGGGUUUCUCGAAGUUAAAGCAUGCGGCAUAGAUGAAGAAGUUCCCGGAGUGGAUCCCCGCGGGCUUUGUGUUAUGGAGAGUCAAUUAGCCAUUGUGCUUCAGGGGGGUGAUCGUGACAAUUUUUCAGAGUCUCCUCGAAUUUUAUCACGAGCUUUGAACCCUACACGGCCGCUACAUAUCUGCUACAAACUUCCUCCACCGCUGUCAAUAGAUGUAUUUCUAGAAGUUGAAUCACAUGGGUUGUCUCCUUUUGAAUUGGAGGCAACAAAGCCGGGGUUCGGUAUGAACUGCGAGUCCAGGUAUGGCUUAUUUCUAAUAUUUAAGCACGACUCCAACCCAUCGCCACCGUUGUGGAUAUCGUCACAUCCGAGCUUCUGCCUGAGCAUUCCACAUAGUCUGCUCGUAUUCCCCGCCUAUGAUGAGACUUGGAUAGAAAAGACAGCUGACAUUGGUGAUGUAACUUUUCGUGCACGCACAACCGCGGUGAUCCUCUGCAUCACGGAGGGCGGCUGGAGUAACUGCAUCGCCAAUGUCUCUGGUGUGUGUAUUAUGUUUAUGCUAUCUACUGUUGUAGAAGAAAAGGCUGGUGAAGUCACGGACAAAGCAGUAUUAUUUGCUAUAGCAGUGGAAUCUCCGCGGUUUCGCGACCGAUUAGACAGCCUACAUGGAAACAAACAAAGCUAUUCGUUCAAUAGCAUCGACAAUAAAACUUGCCCCAUGGCCUCUGUCGAUACAUCAACGCUCUGCGAAUCUCACGACGACUUUUGGAACAAGCGACGAGACUCUCAUCCUAUGAAGGUUUUGGAAGAAGAGACAGAGCAAUAUCUGAAAGAGUCUGUUUUACUUGACAAUUGGGAAAGCCAUCGCUUUUGUCCAAAGGUCUUCAUGUUGCGGUGGGAUGCUGCGAUGCGAGGUAUCCAGGGUUUAAGGACGUCCGUGUGGCUUGCAUAUCCUACGACUCAGGGUCCACGCCGAGUCAUUGAACUAUUAUAG
Molecule: messenger RNA, 1917 nt
Organism: Pochonia chlamydosporia 170
Lineage: Eukaryota; Fungi; Ascomycota; Sordariomycetes; Hypocreales; Clavicipitaceae
Product: HET domain-containing protein
Exons: 1
Coding region: 1-1917 (638 amino acids)
Source: RefSeq, a predicted model, not a curated record